UUAAACAAAAUCAGCUGUCACGCGAAAAAACAUUAUCGUUUUUAUAAACAACAUAUUUUUUAUUUGAUAAACAGCAUAAGAUGAAACGCUCAUACCGUAUCAGUGUUAAAACCCUGGCUGAAGACGAAUUGAGAAAUUUUCGUAUCAGUGCUUCUUUACAAAAUUUCGAUGAAUUCAUGACUAAAAUUUCAGAAAUAGUGUCGUGUUUGGGAAUCGAAAGUUUUCGUAUUGAUUAUCCAGGUAAAGAUGGCGUAGAAUACUGCAUACUGCAUCCAGAAAGCUUUCAACAAUUUAUCAAUGAAGAAGUUGAUGAUGUUUUCGUUAAAGAAACUGUACGACCAAGUCUGCCAACCGUUCAGCCGACUCCACCCGCGCAUCCAACUCCACCAGCUGCCGCCACGAUGUCCUGUCGAGCGUUUAUAUGCCGCCUGAUAGGUUACUUCGUUCCUCAAUCCCAUCACAAACUAGAGUAGAAUACUCUGUACGUCAUCUGUUUAUGCAGGCAGUUUGCGAUUGCGUAUCAUCAAACGAAAUAAAAACAAUGUGUAUGGUGUAAGCUUAUCUCCACAUAGGCCCACAACUUUUGCUACCAUCACUAUGAUUUACGGGUUGGAAUAAAAUCAUUUGCAAUUAUGGUACUUUUUACUUGGAAAAUAAAAAAUGAUCAAA
Messenger RNA from Bradysia coprophila, 669 nucleotides. RefSeq lists its product as uncharacterized. NCBI's taxonomy places the organism in Eukaryota, Metazoa, Arthropoda, Insecta, Diptera, Sciaridae. The record is from RefSeq and is a predicted model, not a curated record.